This is a messenger RNA of Astyanax mexicanus (Mexican tetra), 5332 nucleotides long. It is a transcript of the gene kcnh8, whose product is annotated as potassium voltage-gated channel, subfamily H (eag-related), member 8. Bases 122 to 3121 code for a protein of 999 amino acids. NCBI's taxonomy places the organism in Eukaryota, Metazoa, Chordata, Actinopteri, Characiformes, Acestrorhamphidae. The record is from RefSeq and is a predicted model, not a curated record. The transcript has 16 exons. Gene Ontology annotation, biological process: regulation of membrane potential; potassium ion transmembrane transport. Gene Ontology annotation, molecular function: voltage-gated potassium channel activity. Gene Ontology annotation, cellular component: membrane.
CGCGCGAGAGACGGACACAGCCCUGCCGGCGGCGCGCGCCUCUCCUCCGGACUACCUGCAGCCCGAACCCCGCCGCGCGCUCCCGGUACUUUGAUGGGGACUUGGAUUACCGCGCGCGACCAUGCCGGUGAUGAAAGGACUGCUCGCGCCUCAGAACACCUUUCUGGACACCAUAGCCACGCGCUUUGACGGCACACACAGCAACUUCAUCCUGGCCAAUGCUCAGGUGUCGAAGGGCUUUCCGAUCGUGUACUGCUCUGAUGGAUUCUGCGAGCUCUCAGGUUUUGCUCGUACUGAGGUCAUGCAGCAGAGCUGCGCCUGUAAGUUCCUGUACGGUCCUGAGACCAGCGAGCAGGUCAUCCUGCAGGUGGACACGGCUCUGGAGCAGCGCAGCGAGCUCAAAGAGGAGAUCAUGUUCUACAAGAAGACCGGUAGUGUAUUCUGGUGUCUGCUGGACAUCGUGCCCAUUAAGAAUGAGAAAGGAGACGUCGUGCUCUUCCUCGCUUCCUUCAAAGACAUCACUGACACCAAGGCCAAGGCCUUCAUCGAGGAGAAGAAGGAAGGGCGUCGGCGUGGGCAGGUUAAGGGUGGGUCUCCGUUCAGCUCGGCUCGUCUGCGCUCCAGUACCGUCCUCUACCACAUCUCUGGACAUCUUCACAACCGGCAGAAACAGAGCAAAAUCAAACUCAACAAGAACGUGUUCGGCGACACGCCGGCGCUGCCCGAGUAUAAGGUGGCAGACGCCAAGAAGUCAAAGUUCAUCCUCCUCCACUUCAGCACGUUCAAGGCCGGCUGGGAUUGGUUAAUUCUGCUGGCUACCUUCUAUGUAGCCGUGACUGUUCCCUACAACGUGUGUUUUAUUGGUGAUGAGGAAGAUAUGCGCAGCACCACGGUCAGCGACAUCGCCGUGGAGAUUCUCUUCAUCUUCGACAUCGUGCUCAGCUUCAGAACCACGUACGUCAGCAAGUCGGGCCAGGUGAUCUUUGAUGCUCGGCAGAUCUGCAUCCAUUACCUCACCACAUGGUUCAUCAUAGACCUGGUGGCUGCGCUGCCCUUCGACCUCCUCUACACCUUCAAAGUCAGCGUGGUGUCUCAUCGUCAGGUGUCGGUAGUUCACCUGCUGAAGACGAUCCGGCUGCUGCGGCUGCUGCGGCUGCUGCAGAAGAUGGACCGGUUCUCUCAGCACAGCACCGUGGUUCUGACCCUGCUCAUGUCCAUGUUCGCCCUGCUGGCCCACUGGAUGGCCUGCGUCUGGUACAUGAUCGGCAAGAAGGAGAUGGACAGCAACGCCCACAAGAACAACUGGGAUAUAGGUUGGCUACAUGAACUGGGAAAACGUCUGGAGUCUCCCUACAACGUGACGAGUAAUGUUACCGUCAGCGGUCCGUCGCUGCGCAGCGUCUACAUCGCCUCGCUCUACUUCACCCUCAGCAGCCUGACCAGCGUCGGCUUCGGCAACGUCUCCGCCAACACCGACGCCGAGAAGAUCUUCUCCAUCUGCACCAUGCUGAUCGGAGCGCUCAUGCACGCGCUGGUGUUCGGUAACGUGACGGCCAUCAUUCAGCGCAUGUACUCACGCUGGUCCUCGUAUCACACGCGCACUAAAGACCUGAAGGACUUCAUACGAGUGCACCACCUGCCCCAGACCCUGAAGCAGCGCAUGCUGGAGUACUUCCAGACCACCUGGUCCGUCAACAACGGCAUCGACUCCAACGAGCUCCUGAAGGACUUCCCGGAUGAGCUGCGCUCAGACAUCGCCACCUACCUGAAUAAGGAGAUCCUGGAGCUGGCGGUGUUCUCGUCUCUGAGCCGGGGCUGUCUGCGCUCGCUCUCGCUGCACAUUAAGACCUCGUUCUGCGCUCCGGGAGAGUACCUCAUGCGGCAGGGCGACGCUCUGCAGGCGCUCUUCUUCGUCUGCUCCGGCUCCAUGGAGGUGCUGAAGGAUGGCAUGGUGCUCGCUAUUCUCGGUAAAGGAGAUCUGAUUGGGGCUAACCUGUCUGUGGAAAAUCGUGUGAUAAAGACGAAUUCUGAUGUGAAGGCCCUGACAUACUGCGAUCUGCAGUGCAUUAAUCUGAGGGGACUCUAUGAGGUGCUGGACCUUUACCCCGAGUACUCCCACCGCUUCGUCCAGGACAUCACCCACGACCUCACCUACAACCUGAGAGAGGGUCAGGAGCGUCACGUAAUAUCCAGGUUAUCCAGCAAGGCCAUCGACACACAGGGGUCAGGAAGAGGUAAUGGAGGCGUGGUGCAGUGUUACCCGCCCAUAGCGGAGCAGCAGGAGGAGGAAGACGAGGAUCAGAUCCUGUAUCUGCAGGCGGUGGAUGAGGAAACUGAACACAGACACGACAAGAAGCUCCAAAUCCAGCAGACUGCAGUGAUCAAUCCAGAUCCCUCUAACCUCAGUCCCAGGGUUGUUGAUGGGACGGAAGCUAGUGAAGGAACAGAACAACCCACAGCAUUCCCAUUCUCACCCGGCCAUCAGAACACCAGCUCAACCACCACAAACACCAGCAAAUCAGAAAUCCUACAGAUCAGCACUGCAGAGCUCGCAGCUAAAGCUGAAGAGACCAGAGGACAGUUACGACACCUGGACCAAGAGGUGACCACCCUCAGCCAGGAAGUAGCGGAGUUGGGCCGGGUAAUGCGGAGUCUCGCCUUCCUCAUGGAAUCCAUGAUGACCUCAUCUCAACUCCCCAAGAUCUGCAGCCCUCACUGCACUCCAGCACACUCCUCUCCCUCAUCCAACCUCACUGAAGGCCAGGCCACACCCUGGAUCAUUCACUCCCCUUCCUCACAGAUCCAGACUGAAAUACAUGCUGGAGGACUUGUGACCUUCAGGGCACAGGAACCGGAGAUAAUUUGCACCUCUCCGUCUCGCUGCACCUCAGAUACCAGACGCUCUAUUACCCUCCCCACUUCACAACUUACGGACCGCACCACCGAUACCCUGUCGCCCAGAUCAACUCUGAGCGAAGCUGGUAGUUUAAGGAGCCGUUCACAGAGUCUGGAGACCCCAUCCAUACAGCUCCACCUGCCCAAACAUACCCCUGGAACUCUACCCCGAGCAGGCCAGACUUCACUGGGGCAGGGGACGGGUCACAGGCCCCUGGGUUUGUAGCAUCAAAGCUUUAUUAUGGACCAAGCAAACUCCAGUGGCCAGAUGAACUCGGAUUUCUUAUCAGAUUCAGAUUCAGACUGAGCAUGGUAGACUUACGCACAACAUAAAAGCCAUGCAGCGAUGGCUGUGUGUUUUAUUACUUAUAUAUUUAAAGGCACAAUUGAAUGGAAGACACUAAAGGGACUUAUAACUUAUAAGAUAAACAUUAAUUUAUCCCAUUCCUGACCAGAGCACUUUUAAUCCCGGUCUAAUCACAUCCUAAAAAAAUCUGAUUUGGGCUUAAACCAAGCCAUAGGUCUUCCCGAUGAACGUCCAUUCAUCAGAUUUUUACCAACAUCAUUUCCUGAGCGUUUAACCCUUUAAAACCUAAACCCUAUGCACAAAAAACACAAUAAGAUGCUUCUGAGUUAAUGUACCAAUGUACUUUUUGUGGAACAAGCCUUCUAAAUGGGGAUCUUUUCGGACUAAUUUAAUUUGUUUUUUGGCUAAAAUGUCUUGGUAGUUAAUUUCUUCAAAGAACGCCUUGCACAAAAUGGAUAAGUGAUGUUUUUGAACUAUGAAAUUUACAGCUUGCCCAAUGAAGUUUUUGGGCACUUUAACUGAUAAAUCUUUGGUAAACCAACCAAUCAGAGCAGAGAUAUUUACAUAUUUCAGACCCCUAGAUAAAAGAAAAAUCAUUGAUUUGAGGUACAAUAGCAGGGUGGUAAACAGGUUCCUCCAAUGACAUCUGAGCAUUUUUCACACAAGACAAAAACACAUUUUAUACACCCAAAAAAACAUUUGAAUAUUUGUGAGUCGAGUACGUAGUAAAAAUUGGAAUCUAUACAUUUUAAAACUAUAUUAUAUCGAUAUUUAAAGUUAAAUAUUUAGAUAUUCAGAAUUUGGUCACUUUCAUUGGACAGUGUUACUAAAGGAAUAAAAAAAAAACUUUGAUUAACUUUUAAUUGCACAUUUUAAAAGGCAUUAUUGUUUAAUAUCUUCAAACAGAAGUUUAACAUGUUCCCAGUGUUUAAGUAGGAUACAAACAUCCAAAGCAUCCAAACAUCUUCUUGCACUCACAUUCCCCAAUAUUCAACUCCUUAAACCCUAUAUAUACAUAGACCCACACAUAUUUACCUUCAUAACCAUAUUAUUGCUAUAAUUAACCUCAGUUUAAUCAGCCCUAAAAUAGAUCCCUGUGGGAUCCCACAAGAUUCAAGUCAACUUGUUGCACAAUCUUCACAUUAGUAGUUUCUACAUUAGAAUUUAUCACAGAAUAAUAAAAAUUGAGGGGUUUGAGGGGUUACGGGGUUCUUUGAAGUAAUUCACAAUCCAGGAUAAAAACCCCAAAUACACAAAAACAUAGUACAGUCCGUAUCUCGUACUGGAGUGUUUUGAGGAGAACUCAGGCCCAUCUCACAGACGUCUGGAACGUGUUCUAGAUAAUUAUCCGGUGAUUUUUUUCUCUUUUUUAACUCUGUGGACGACUGCGGUCAGAAAGUCCCUUUAGUUUCUGCCUGUUUGUUUUUAAAGCAUGUAAUAAAGGGGUUGGAGUAGUGUAGUAGUAGGUCAUUGAGACACUGUGUAGAGCUAUUAGCCACAGUAGAAAAGCAUGAAGGUCACCUUGACAUUGUGUUCAUGUGUUUCUAUCUGUCUGUCUGUCUGUCUGUCUCUCUGUCUGUCUCUCUCUGUCUGUCUGUCAGUCUGUGCAUUUUUCUCCAUGGAUGCCCCUCAGGGCAGGAGAGGAACAGCAGGGACAUGUCUUACGCAGUGUGUGUGCGCGUGUGUGUGUGUGUUUUGAGUGAGGAGGUAUUUAAGGAACAGUCUCUGGAGGAAGAGUGAUGUUGAUGUAUGAUGAUGAUGAUGAUGAUGAUGAUGAUGGUAUGGGUUAGCUGGGAGGAAGGGGGUUCGUUGGAGAUGGCGAGGCUGAACUGCUGAAUGCAGGUUUUGAGUGGUUCAGCCGCCUGGUCUCAAGUUGAAUUCGUACAUAUACGACUAAAACAGCUCAUAUACGACUCGUACACUAAAAAGAAUUAUGCGUAAAAUUUACUUUAAAAAGUUUCGUAACUUUCUGCAUUUGCUUUUUUUAAGUAAAUUUAAUUUCAGAUGAAUUUAAGUAUCUUCAACUCGGUUUUAAGACUUAAAUAGAGUUGCAUAGAGUAAAUAAGUGAACUGAACUUCAGUCAAUCCUUUCUUUUAGUAAACUUUACUUCAUUUCUGCAUGCAGUAUUA